AUGGCGAGUUUGUGCAGAAGGCAGCAAUGCACGAUAGAGAGGCGCGGCUUUCGGCAGGAGCUUGACUCGUGGAGGCACAAACUCAUUCACUGUGUAGGCUUUGAAAGCAUCCUGGAAGGCUUGUUUGGGCCAGGACUAGUCAGAGAUAUCACACUUUUUCAAGACUGCGAGCCCGAGGGAGUGUCUGACUGGUCCUUUGACGAAAACUGCCUCUUCUGCUGCUUUCGACGCGAGACGGUAAAGGAGCACGUGGUGGGGAACGGCAGAGGCAGCCAGGUGCUGUCUGAGUGUGAAGACUACAAACAGGAGCAGUUCAAGAUCAGCCGGCUGGAGAGACAGGCCCAAGUCUUCCUCAAUGCUGUGUUCCUCAGAAAAGAGCUCCCAGGUUUCUCAGACCCUCACAUACCACUAGUGGCUCGUGAGAUCAUGCAGCGAAUGAUCCGCCAGUUCGCUGCUGAAUAUACCUCAAAAACUACUCAGGACGACCCGCCCAUGCCCAACGGCAACAUCAAGGACCAAAGCCUGCCGAAAGCGCCCUCUCUGGCCCCGGCUCCGGCCCCGGCCCAGGCCCUGGCCUCUGGCACCCCCGGGACCCCACCGGGCCUGCUGGCCCCUCUGGCCUUGCCGGCACCCAGCUCGCCCUCAACCUCCUCCUCCCCUUCCCCAACCUUGGGGCUGGGCCUAAGCCCAAACUCCGCCGGCGCCGCCACCUCAGCGGCUCCUUCCGCCCUCAGCGGAAACGGUACAGAGACCGGUAACGGAGGGCCCGGAGCCGGGGGAGGUGCUGCUACCCCUGCUGCCUCUGCACAGAACCCCGUCCUCAGCAAGCUUCUCAUGGCCGACCAGGACGGCCCGCUGGACCUCACUGUCAAAAAGAACCACACUGACCUGGAGCCCAGUCAGCAGGAUGGUGUACUGGACCUUUCCACCAAGAAGAACCACAGCGUGAGCGGCGGUCUCCUCAAAACCUCUCCCAGCUUCUCCAGCGCGCCUGCGCCGGGGGUCAAAGGGUGCUCCCUUAGGUUGGACCGCACCAUCAGAGAGGUGGACGAGGAUGACAGCCCGCUGCCAAGAAGCUUGCAGGAUGGACUGAGGGACAACUAUGUCAGUUCCACCUCCCUCAAGCCUCCACUGGCCCGCUCAUUGCUUAUCAAAGAAGAACUCCUAAGCCAGAAGCAUCGCCUCCUGAGUCAGCCUGCGGCUCUGUCACUGGCUAAUCUGGAGUCAGCUGGUUUGCUUAACCAUGGGCAGUCUCACACCCUGCUGGGCCAGGAUGGGUCUCCCUCCCCCUGGGGGGGCAAGGCCCACUUUGACAGUCUGCUGAAGCUGAAGCAGGCCAGUGGAGCGCUGAGCGGGACCCUCAGUGACCUCAAAGAGCUGCCUAUGUUCCUGGAGAACCAUCACCACAACCACCACGGAGCCUUCUCUUCGAAGAGCUCCAUCCACCAUCAUCGCCACCACAGCCAGCUCUCGAAGGCCCACCACAACCAGGAGAGCAAGAGGGAGCAGGGCCACUCCCCUCCGGUGGACCUGAAGAUCCCCCAGGUCAGGGGCAUGGAUCUCUCCUGGGACUCCCAUGCCUCUGAGCUUUACGGAUACGGGGCCAUUGGGAUGGGGGGGGGCAGCAACACGGAGAACGCCCUUAGCCGUAAGCUGAGAGCUAUCCUGCCAAAGCAGAACCGCCGGGCAGGGCUGGGAGGAAGCCUUGGGGGUCUGCUGGAUGGGGCGGCCGACUACUGGAGCUCUGAUGUGGACCAUCCUACCUCUGGCCCGGCAUACUCUGCCUCCGAUGUGGAAGGAGACCCCGGUUCCAAGCAGCCAAGGAAGAAGAGGGGCCGCUACCGCCAGUACAACAGUGAGAUCCUGGAGGAGGCCAUAGCAGUGGUGAUGAACGGGAAGAUGAGCGUGUCCAAGGCCCAGAACAUCUAUGGGAUCCCACACAGCACCCUGGAGUACAAGGUGAAGGAGCGUAUGGGAACCCUGAAAAACCCCCCAAAGAAGAAGCUUAAGCUCAUGAUGAGGAUGGAAGGAGGAAGCCAGGACUCUGCCGCUGAGCUGGAGAACACACCCACCGCCACCCCGCGGGAAGAUGGACCACCUCUGGUGGCAGCUGCUGAACUCAAAGACGACUGA
This is a messenger RNA of Lampris incognitus (smalleye Pacific opah), 2133 nucleotides long. It is a transcript of the gene lcor, whose product is annotated as ligand dependent nuclear receptor corepressor. NCBI's taxonomy places the organism in Eukaryota, Metazoa, Chordata, Actinopteri, Lampriformes, Lampridae. Gene Ontology annotation, cellular component: nucleus. The coding region runs from base 1 to 2133 and encodes 710 amino acids. The record is from RefSeq and is a predicted model, not a curated record. The transcript has 7 exons. Gene Ontology annotation, molecular function: DNA binding. Gene Ontology annotation, biological process: regulation of transcription by RNA polymerase II.